AUGGCCUCACCCGCUCUCACAGCGGCUUUGGAGUCAGUGGCAGACGGUUCAGCGGCAGUCAAGACCAAGACAUACAAUGACCUACUCUCGCGGCUGACGACCUCGCCCUCUCGUGCAAAUGAACAACAUGCAACGAAUCUCGUGACAUAUAUUGACUCUCUCCUGACCUCUUCCCUCGGGAUCAUCACGAUUCGCCCACUCCUGGCGACUCUCAUCCAGUCGCUCUCGACGUCGGCCUCGGAGGUCAAGGUCACCGUUGGUUCCCACCUGGCUGAAGCCUUACAGUCACAGUUGGCCUCGUUCGAAGAGCAAGAUGCCGCGGUCAGAGAAAUAUUGGCGGAUGGAUAUGAGGCGGAAGAAGAAUACAGUGCCGCGGCCAAGGCGCUGCAGGGGAUCAAUCUAGAUUCGACGCAGCGACAGGUUCCAGAUCGCAAGAAAGUAGAAACGUGGAUUCGCAUUGUGAGGAAUUAUCUGGAGGACGACGACACCGUUGCGGCUGAGACUGGUCUGAACAAGAUCAAGAAUGCUGCCGCCGCGAUACCUGUCUUGAAGGAAUCUCCCGAUCUACGGCUCCUCUACCAACUGUCACAAGCACGGAUUCUGGACUCUCGACGAGACUUCUUGAAUGCCUCUGCGGAAUACCUCAAUGUGUCUUCUAGCAGCAUCGCGGAUGAGGAUGACCGCAGAAGAGCGCUCUCGGCCGCCAUUAAGACGGCUAUUCUUGCACCUGCGGGUCCACUACGAAGUCGAACGCUUGCAAAACUGUACAAAGAUGAGAGAUCAGCCGAGACGGAGGAAUAUGGGAUUCUGGAAAAUAUGUUUCUUGAUCGGCUGCUAUCGUCGAUGGAAGUGGAAGCAUUCGCGGCGACGCUGGCACCGCAUCAAUUGGCCAAAACUGCUGAUGGGAGUACCGUGUUGAGCAAGGCAGUCAUCGAGCACAAUCUCCUCGCGACCAGUCGAUUGUAUGAAAACAUCACGACCGCAUCACUGGGACAAAUCCUAGGUCUCAAAGACGGAGAGGAUGAGACGGCAGCGGAGAAAGCUGAGGAGUAUGCAGCUCGUAUGGUGGAACAAGGACGUCUUCGGGGGGAGAUCGACCAGAUCGCUGGAGUGAUCAUGUUUGAGACUAUCCCCGAAGUUGAGUUGCGAGGACCGACCAGGGAGCUUCGUGAAUGGGAUCACGGCGUGCAAGGGUUGGUUGAAGACGUGGAGCGCUACACUGAAGGCAUUGCUGAAAGCUUCCCGGAACUUAUCUCGGAGCAAAUGGUGCAUUGA
Exophiala aquamarina CBS 119918 is the source of this 1275-nucleotide messenger RNA. RefSeq lists its product as uncharacterized. The transcript has 2 exons. The coding region runs from base 1 to 1275 and encodes 424 amino acids. Gene Ontology annotation, cellular component: COP9 signalosome; cytosol. NCBI's taxonomy places the organism in Eukaryota, Fungi, Ascomycota, Eurotiomycetes, Chaetothyriales, Herpotrichiellaceae. The record is from RefSeq and is a predicted model, not a curated record.